Hevea brasiliensis (rubber tree) is the source of this 843-nucleotide messenger RNA. RefSeq names its product major allergen Pru av 1. The record is from RefSeq and is a predicted model, not a curated record. The transcript is spliced from 2 exons. Lineage: Eukaryota; Viridiplantae; Streptophyta; Magnoliopsida; Malpighiales; Euphorbiaceae. Gene Ontology annotation, biological process: abscisic acid-activated signaling pathway; defense response. Gene Ontology annotation, cellular component: nucleus; cytoplasm. Bases 94 to 570 code for a protein of 158 amino acids. Gene Ontology annotation, molecular function: abscisic acid binding; protein phosphatase inhibitor activity; signaling receptor activity.
UACUUCUCACAUCUCCUCACCCAAAAACAUCCUACAAAUCACCAAUUUCUCCUUAUUGUUGUCAUUUAAAAUCCUAUAUUAUCUUAGGCUACAAUGGGUGUUUUCACUUAUGAAGAGGAAGUGACUAGCACAGUACCUGCUCAUAGGCUGUUUAAGGCUAUAGCCCUUGAAUCUGACAUCAUUAUCCCUAAAGUUGCACCUCAUGCCAUCAAGAGCUCUGAGAUUAUUGAAGGAGAUGGAGGUCCAGGAAGUAUCAAGAAGAUUACUUUCGCUGAAGGCAGCCAAUUCAAGUAUGUGAAGCACAAGAUUGAAAAACUUGACAAAGAGAGCUUUACCUAUGGCUACACCAUAAUUGAUGGUGAUGCUUUGGCGCACACACUUGAGAAAAUCAGUUAUGAGACCAAGUUUGUGCCAAUUCCUGAUGGAGGAUGCAUCUGCAAGGGCAUUAGCAAGUACUACACAAAGGGUGAUUUUGAGAUCAAGGAAGAAGACAUCAAGGUUGGCAAAGAAAAGGCUAGGGGAAUGUUCAAGGCUAUUGAAGCUUACCUCUUGGCAAAUCCUGAUGCCUAGAACAUUUUUAUCACAAGCGGUUAUAAUCAGUUAAAAAGUUUGGGUUUCAUUUUUUUUUUUUUUUUUUUUUUUUUUUUUUUUUUUUUUUUUUUUUUAAUUGUGUGUGUCAAGUUAAACUUUCAUUUGGCUUGAUAAUAAGUGUUCGUGGAGUGAUGACUGAUGAUGAUCGUUUGUUACAAGGCAAGGCUUGUGUUGUUGCAUGGAUUGGACAGUGAAAGUUGUAUUGUUUUCAAUAUAUGAUAAUAAAAACUACUAAGGAUUAUUUCAGACAAA